Molecule: messenger RNA, 1184 nt
Organism: Sorex fumeus (smoky shrew)
Lineage: Eukaryota; Metazoa; Chordata; Mammalia; Eulipotyphla; Soricidae
Gene: GFUS
Product: GDP-L-fucose synthase
Exons: 10
Coding region: 56-1021 (321 amino acids)
Biological process (GO): nucleotide-sugar biosynthetic process
Molecular function (GO): GDP-L-fucose synthase activity
Source: RefSeq, a predicted model, not a curated record
GUGGAGAGCACGUGGGUCUUGGCCCCAUACCAUCUGGCCUACAGGUGCAGCCAACAUGGAGGAGCCCCAAGGGGCGAUGCGGAUCCUGGUGACGGGGGGCUCAGGGCUGGUGGGCAGAGCCAUCCAGAAGGUGGUGGCAGAGGGGGCCCGACUGCCCGGAGAGGACUGGGUGUUCGUCUCCUCCAAGGACGCCGACCUCGCGGAUGCAGCCCAGACCAGGGCCCUGUUUGAGAAGGUCCGGCCUACACAUGUCAUCCAUCUUGCUGCAAUGGUGGGGGGCCUCUUCCGAAAUAUCAAGUACAACCUCAACUUCUGGAGAAUGAACAUGCACAUCAAUGACAAUGUCCUGCACGCAGCCUUUGAGGUGGGUGUGCGCAAGGUGGUGUCAUGCCUGUCCACCUGCAUCUUCCCAGACAAGACCACCUAUCCUAUCGAUGAGACUAUGAUACACAAUGGGCCUCCGCACAGCAGCAAUUUCGGCUACUCCUAUGCCAAGAGGAUGAUCGACGUGCAGAACAGGGCCUACUUCCUGCAGCACGGCUGCACCUUUACGGCUGUCAUCCCCACCAAUGUCUUCGGGCCCCACGACAACUUCAACAUUGAGGACGGCCACGUGUUGCCAGGCCUCAUCCACAAGGUGCACCUGGCCAAGAGCAGCGGCUCGGCCCUGACGGUGUGGGGCUCGGGGAAGCCCCGGAGGCAGUUCAUCUACUCACUGGACCUGGCCCGGCUCUUUAUUUGGGUCCUGCGGGAAUACAAUGAGGUGGAACCCAUCAUCCUGUCAGUGGGUGAGGAGGAUGAGGUUUCCAUCCGGGAAGCAGCUGAGGCCGUGGUGGAGGCCAUGGACUUCCAUGGGGAAGUCACUUUCGAUGUCACUAAGUCUGAUGGACAGUUUAAGAAGACAGCCAGUAACAGCAAGCUGCGGUCCUAUCUGCCCGACUUCCGGUUCACUCCCUUCAAGCAGGCUGUGCGAGAGACCUGUGCCUGGUUCACUGACAACUACGAGCUGGCCCGGAAGUGAGGGUGAAUGGCAUCUCCUCCCAGACCGACUCUGCUGGGACACAGGGCCCACCACCUUUUCCAGGGCAAUUGACCAGAGGUGUCCCGUCUAUGUCCCUAUCUGUCCUCAGGGAAAUGAAGGGCCCACCUGGCAACCGAGGCCCGAGGGCAGCAUCUUCAACCCU